AUGCUUACAGAACGAGAUGCCCAGAUCGAUGCUGAACAGGCUUCUGGACAAUGUCUAUUUUGGCGAGAAGUGUAUCAAAUGAUGCGUUGUCCUGGGCCACCCUGCCGCCAUGAAGGGCAGUAUUGCUGGCUGGACCCUGUUGGAAAGAAGCAUUACAAACUUAGAACACACCAUCUGAGGGGACUUGUCAAAUACAUUGAGGGUGGAGGCAUCUUGGAUACGCAUGAUGAUCUCCUGACGACGUCCGUGAACAGCUCUAUUCAGGGGAGGCACAACGCCUUGAAAAACACUAAAAGAUCAUCGCAAAUUCUAUCAGACAAACCUAUUGCAGCUGAACAGUUAAGUUCGAGUCCUGACUGUAUCGAUACUGUGGAUAUUCCUGGGUUCCUAGAUGAUGCAGUGGAGGAAUAUGCCAAUUGGCACCUAUCACGCGUGAGCCGUGAGCUUUACAGAGACCAUAUUAAGAAAGCACGUGAUGUAGCAUUAGAAAAUGGCUUCGACCUUAAGCAGAUUUCUGGGGAAAAUCCGGACUUCUUCGUCAAACAGGGAGUGGUAAUCGGUGUUGCGCGCCGGUUCGUUAGCGACAUCCAAAACUGGAUCAACCAAUGUGGGGUUGUACAAAAACAGGCAAAAUGUUGGCCAGCGAUACAUGGAUAUGGCAUCAUAUUUUAUUUGUUUGUCGUGCCCUCCUCCUUAUAUGAGAAAUACUUAACAAAAACGGGUGACGUUGAUAUCGUCAUCUCCCACUUUCUCAAGGUAGGCUUGAGUAUCGAUAACAACGCAAAGCUAGCUGGAGAAGGUAUUGUGAAGAGUGUAACCGGCCGUUUUAAAGAACAAGUCUUAACUCUUGUGAAUAUUUACAGGACUCUUCCAGUCGACUCUGGCUCCUCGAAACGGAAACGCAGAACGCCCAAGGCUCCAAGGAAACGUGCUGCUCGCAAUAUCCCAGACCUCUACGAAAAACACCCCGAUAAAAAUACUGCAAUACUAAACACCGGCAGUCAAACUACUUUAUCAGAGGCAUAUGAAACUGAGCAAAUGCCUGGCAUUGCCAAUGAAGUUCCCGACAAUACGGCAGUGUCAUCCCUUAUGGGUCCAACACAGCAAGAGACACAACUGACGUUCUUCGCGUCACCAGAAGCCACGAGGCAAUCACUCUCAGAGACCCAAGUAGUGUCUGGCCCAGUACAACAUACAACAAUGCUUGUCAACCUUGAUUCCAUUAAUGCAGCACAUCUAAUGCAAAACUUUGACAUGAUAUCAUUUGCCAAUGCAGCAGAGUUAAUGCAGAAUUUUGACGUGACAUCAUUUGACCCCCUGACUGCCGCCCAACUAAUGCCAAGUUUUGAUCUAUUUCCUCCGCUGCCCGAUAUCAGAUACCGCGAUAACCAGACCUAG
Messenger RNA from Aspergillus alliaceus, 1398 nucleotides. RefSeq lists its product as uncharacterized. The record is from RefSeq and is a predicted model, not a curated record. The transcript is spliced from 5 exons. NCBI's taxonomy places the organism in Eukaryota, Fungi, Ascomycota, Eurotiomycetes, Eurotiales, Aspergillaceae. Bases 1 to 1398 code for a protein of 465 amino acids.